Pygocentrus nattereri (red-bellied piranha) is the source of this 1940-nucleotide messenger RNA. RefSeq names its product neutrophil cytosolic factor 1 (gene ncf1). The record is from RefSeq and is a predicted model, not a curated record. The coding region runs from base 68 to 1168 and encodes 366 amino acids. Gene Ontology annotation, cellular component: NADPH oxidase complex; cytoplasm. Gene Ontology annotation, molecular function: superoxide-generating NADPH oxidase activator activity; phosphatidylinositol binding; protein binding. NCBI's taxonomy places the organism in Eukaryota, Metazoa, Chordata, Actinopteri, Characiformes, Serrasalmidae. The transcript is spliced from 11 exons. Gene Ontology annotation, biological process: superoxide anion generation; respiratory burst.
UUUAAAACCUGCAGCAACAUAUAACUGUCUAGUUUUCUUGCAGUGAGGCUUGCAGUGUUGAAGGAGGAUGGCAGACACUUACGUGCGACAUGUGGAGCUUUUGGGCUUUGAGAAAAGAUUCUAUCCAAGCCAGCAUUAUGUUUACAUGAUCUUGGUGAAAUGGAGCGACCAGUCAGAAAAAUUAAUUUACAGAAGAUAUCCAGAAAUCCACAUAUUCCAUAAAACUCUGAAAGAGAUGUUUCCAAUCGAGGCAGGAGAUAUUGAUGCUAAAGACAGAAUCAUUCCUUCUUUACCAGCUCCAAAAUGGCUGGACUCCCAGAGGACAACAGAGACAAGGCAAGGAACUUUGGCUGAAUACUGUCGUUCUCUGCUUAACUUGCCACCAAAAAUCUCCCGUUGUCAGCUUGUGCGAAGCUUCUUCAAAGUACGGCCAGAAGAUGAGACCCCACCAGCUCCACAUCCAUUCAAACGAAAUGAGACAUACGUAAUGACCAGGGAUAGAGUGAGGACCACCACCUCUGAAAUCACUGGGCCUAUUAUGCUGGACAGCUACAGGGUGAUUGCAAAUUACAGCAAGAGUUCAAAAUAUGAGCUCAACCUGAAGGCAGGAGACUUGGUUGAUAUUGUGGAGAAGAGCCCUAAUGGCUGGUGGUUCUGCCAACAUGAGACACAAAGAGGGUGGGCUCCAGCAGCUUAUCUAGAACCACUUGAUGGACCUGAUGAGAGUGAGGAGCCUGAGCCCAACUAUGCAGGAGAGCUGUAUAAAACCUCUAAAGCCUACAAAGCAGUGGAGGAUGAUGAACUAACUCUGGAGGUUGGAGAAACCAUUGAGGUCAUCCAUAAGCUUCUGGAUGGCUGGUGGGUGGUCAGGAAAGGAGAGGAAACAGGCUACUACCCAUCAAUGUUCCUGUGCAGAACAGGACAAAAGAAGGAGGUGGAGGCUGAGAAGGCUGUUGUGAGGAGGGAGACCCCACCACCCAGGAGAUCAACUAUACGCAAUGCUCAGAGUAUCCACACCAAGGGCCGCCAGCGAAUCAGCCAAGAUACCUACCGUCGCCAGAGUCGCCGGUUCUUACAGCAGAGAGGAAGACUCCCAUCCCAGCCAAGGAAGAACUCCAGAGCCGCUCUGGCAGAAAAGAAUGGUGAUACAGGUACAUGUUUUAUGUAGAUGAGAACCUGCCAUCAUGCAGCGUAAUCUGAUACUGUAUGACAUGAUGUUAUCUAUAAACAGUUGCAAAAGUACAGAAGCUUCAAGAUAGCUACUACCAGAAUCAGUUUAUGGGAAGCCUGGCCACUUCUCUUUCUUCCCAUACUCAAAACAUGACUGCUAAAUGCUAAAGGGCCCACAAGUAAGUCCCUAAGGAAUGGAGGUGAAAGGACCUAAACAGCUAAAUAUGAAAAAUGAGAAAUUUGUGCAGGAACAUCCUUUAAUCCGGUAACACAGAAGGAUGUAUUGCCUUUAAAAGUGAAACAAAUAGUAACGUUGAGUCUUUCAGUUUUUUUACAGCCAAACUACUUGAUUCUGACUAGUUAGUGAGCUGAAAAGCAGUUUGUAUUCACAUUGAGUUGAAAAAUAUUCAAACAUGUACAAAAAGAUAAACCAUUUCUAAAUCAUCUGGGACUCUCAGGAGUGACGAAAGCACUUCUCCUUACCAGAAAUUAGCUGGCUGCUACAGUGUUAGCAGUGUCAUUGGCCAUUUUUAAUAUUUGUAUGUCACACAGUGCAAAAAAGCAUGAGUGUAUAGUUGAGAUCACUUUAACAAUCCGAUACAGUUUCAGGCAGUUUGCUACUGUAGGUUCCCAUUACUUGUUAGCAACAUUAGCUUCAGAGCUCUAGUAAAAAUCUUUGCACAUUCAGACACCAAACAUUUCUUGGCCAAUACAUUUAAGGUAAGGGAGAAAUUUGAUAUUUUGGCCAGUGCUUCACUUUGUUAAGGCAC